AUUACAGGAGUUGAAAGAAUGCCGGCCAUAAUAACACAGAAGGACCUCAACUCACUUUUGAGCUUGUUUUCGGAUGACACGAAAGCCAUCGAGUCAGUAGCUCAGUUGUUCCAUCGUACCUUUGCAAAGACAGAUCAUUUUCGUGUCGCAACGGCGCUCAGUCUGCUGAUACAAGAGAGAGCGAUCUCACUUACACAGCGCUUCUUUGCGUUCUUCAUUCUCUUCGACCUAUAUAAGUCUGAAGCUCCCGGAACGAAUCCCUUCCUUCCGAUCUUUCUCGAUGAACUGCAGAAAGACUUGCAAAUGUGCGAGAGAAAAUUCCUCCUCAACCUCCUCUGCUACCCUCCAAAGGACUUGCCAAAGAAGUCGCCGAAGGAAAUCAUAGAGCAGAGUGACGCGUUGACUCUUGGAACGGAGCCAGAUCUCAUCGCGAUGCAGGAGGAGUAUCUCAAGAAGAUGGGCAACAUUAGUGGAUUUCUUCCUUACGGCUUGUGCCCCAUCCUCAUGGAUCCGGACAUCGCGACCGACGAUUCUGAGUUCGAAGAGGCCGAGCUCAUGCCAAACUUGACGGAUGAACAUGGCAGCGGGGGGAUGGUGGGGUACGAACCUUGCUUCAUCAGGCCGCUACCGGCUCUGCUACCUCCUGACGAUGACGAGGUGCUAUGGCUACAUAAGGAUGAAGAUCACAAGGUCAUGUGGGACAAUUCCAUGUGUGCCGAGGGCAGCAAAGGGAAGGAGGUUCGCGAGCUCAUGUCGAAGGCAUUCAAGGGGCCACUGCAGACUGCGCAAGUACAACAAGUGCUGGCAGAGCUCGAGUCAGAUGCGAAGCUGGUCUACCAUUGCGGUUUGACACCGAAGAGACUUCCAGAGCUGGUGGAGAAUAAUCCCAACAUUGCGAUCGAAGCUCUUCUACGCUUAAUGUCCUCCAAUCAUAUCACAGAAUACUUACAGAUGCUCGUUACUAUGCCCAUGUCGCUGCACUCGAUGGAGGUCGUAAAUCGGCUGACAACUGCUGUCGAUCUUCCAACCGAAUUUGUACAUCUUUACAUCUCAAAUUGCAUCUCAUCUUGCGAGAACAUCAAGGAGAAGUACAUGCAAAACCGCCUAGUAAGGCUGGUCUGUGUCUUUCUCCAAUCCCUUAUAAGGAACAAGAUCAUCAAUGUACAGGAAUUGUUCAUAGAGGUUCAGGCGUUUUGCAUUGAGUUCAGCCGCAUACGGGAAGCCGCUGGGCUCUUCCGACUUCUAAAAACCUUAGAAUGA
Messenger RNA from Guillardia theta CCMP2712, 1260 nucleotides. RefSeq lists its product as hypothetical. Bases 19 to 1260 code for a protein of 413 amino acids. Gene Ontology annotation, cellular component: CCR4-NOT complex. NCBI's taxonomy places the organism in Eukaryota, Cryptophyceae, Pyrenomonadales, Geminigeraceae. The transcript is spliced from 19 exons. The record is from RefSeq and is a predicted model, not a curated record. Gene Ontology annotation, biological process: negative regulation of translation; mRNA catabolic process.